CUGGCUCAUCUCUACAUCCCGGCAAAUCAAUACAGCGUUUAUCUGUAUCUGAUUGGAUACCGUUACGCCCAGUUCUGGCUACUCAUGCACGUAUUGAUCGGUAGCUUGGAGCCCAGAUGGAAUGGAGGGGAUAUAGCUAGACCCCGGGACCCGGGUCACGGAAGGAGUUGGGCUCUUCUAGCGUUGCAAACGGAAGGUUCGGGGUUACUGUUUCAUAGUAUUCUUCAUUGCGGGUAACUGUAGUUGGCUCUUGACGUUUGAGAAUCACAUUUAAACAGUGAAUGACAAAAUGUGGUGCAGCAGUGAGACGCCAAAGUUACCCCAGCGUUCUCUUAGGAAGCGGUUUUUAGCCGUCAGAAAGUUCCACGCAUGUAUGACCGAUAACUGAGCUACGGGUCAUAUGGAUUUCGUCAAACAGAACAAUCACGACGGAGCCCCUCCGCACUGUGGCAUCGGUGUCCGUGAGUUGUCGGAGGAACGACUGCCAGGGAAGUGGAUCGGUCGCCGUGGUCCCGUGGAGUGGCCGCCCAGAUCCCCUGACUUAACGCCCCUCGAUUUUUAUCUAUGGGGACAUCUUAAGCAGAUAGUGUAUGCUGAGAGCAUCCGUGAUUUGAGACACCUGGGGGAACGCAUGCAACACGCCUGUGACCAAAUUGCGGCGACUACAGUUGUGCAUCGCACGGGAUGGACAACACUUAGAACAGGUGUUGUAGCAGUCGGUAUGAAGGAUUGUGACAUUGAUGUGGUGCUGUCAGUGACUUGGAUUCGCUUCAUUUUGCAGACAAGAUGUCCACAGUUUUCUCUGGACGACUCGUUAAGUGCCACUGAAGCUGCAGUGUGUGAAGUCGGUAAGGAGGUCAGGGUACGGAGAUCCCGGCACGGCGUCUCGUCCUCUCGUGACGGCACGCGGUGUUCGGCUACCGGAAGGUCCGUGCCGAAGCCUCCGGACAGUUCCGCGACGCUCGUGGCGGAGGUUCUGGCCGAGCCGGUUAUUCGAGGCGGCACACUGCUACACGCACCGAGCCGGACUGCACACUCGUGGCCAGUGUGGGAAAUCUUUCACCCUCUCUUACGACUCGAAAGAGGACGAAAGGCGGGACGAGGGGGAAGAGCUACAGCUGCGACGUGUGCGGGAGAGUGUCCUCGCACCACGUGUGGAUCGGCCCGACCGCUGUAACGCGGCAGUCCGGCUACCUGCGAAACCGCGUCCGCGUACACACGGAGGAGCGGCUGUUCACCUGCCACAUUCGCAGUAAGUUAUUCGGAUAGGUGCAUCUGUGCGUGCGAGCAUGCUCGCACACCGGCAAGUCGGCGCGGUCGGGAGAUCUGCGACGAGCUGUUCUUCUGUAACACGCGCCGGAAGUUGCACAGGUGUGUGCGUAGUGGACUCUGGCAGAGGCACCGGAAGGCACGAAGUUGGCGAGCUGUUACUGUUAUGUUUUACCACUUGUACAUACCUGCAGAAAAUCGUAUUGUAUCAGCCUCAGCUAUUUUUUUCAGAAGACCUACGUGUCGGUAAUUAAAAGGAAUUACACGCACGACUUCUGUAUAUUUCUUCAACGUUUGCA
Molecule: messenger RNA, 1568 nt
Organism: Schistocerca piceifrons (Central American locust)
Lineage: Eukaryota; Metazoa; Arthropoda; Insecta; Orthoptera; Acrididae
Exons: 5
Coding region: 401-1177 (258 amino acids)
Molecular function (GO): nucleic acid binding
Source: RefSeq, a predicted model, not a curated record